Messenger RNA from Poeciliopsis prolifica (blackstripe livebearer), 1000 nucleotides. RefSeq lists its product as uncharacterized. NCBI's taxonomy places the organism in Eukaryota, Metazoa, Chordata, Actinopteri, Cyprinodontiformes, Poeciliidae. The record is from RefSeq and is a predicted model, not a curated record. The transcript has 7 exons. Bases 74 to 880 code for a protein of 268 amino acids.
ACUUACUGGGAGACUGAGCAGACAACAGUCAACAUCUCACCAACCUUGGAAGCAUCAGCAGGGAAACCCAACGAUGAAUCCAUCUCCAGCUGAACUACAGGAGCGCUACAACGAGAAGGGCUUCCUCUCAGCGCUGCCUGUGCUGGAUGAGACAGAGCUGAGGGAGGUCAGGGAUGCCUUCGCGAAGCUGGAGGAGGAAUUUGGUACAGAGUACACACAGUACAGCCUCCACAAUGUUCAUCUUCAGUACCCCUGGGUGAUGAAUCUGACCACACAUCCCCGCAUCCUGCAAGUGAUCCAAGCCAUCCUGGGACCUGACGUCAUUCUGCUGGACUCUCGAUUUAUCUGCAAAUACCCGACAGUCAAACCCGCCAAACUCCAGCAGAGCAAAACAGCUCAAAGCAAACCUGAGGGGGAAGAUGAGCUCCCUUAUGUGGCCUGGCACCAGGACAUGAGGUACUGGGGUAUUGCUGGUGGACCUGUUCUGUCUGUGUGGCUUGCUCUUGAUGAUUCGCAAAAAGAAAACGGAGCCCUUCAGGUCAUCCCAGGAAGCCACUGCUCUGGCAUGUUGCUCCAUCGCCAAGCAACCCGCCCUGGGAACCUGCUGUCAGUCAACCAGGAGAUCCCAGAGGAGCUGGUGCAGGCGGACGAAGCUGUGCUUUGUCCUCUGAAAGCCGGACAGAUGUCGAUUCAUGAUGGUCUUCUUGUUCAUGCAAGUGAUGCCAACACUUCCCAAAGGAGGCGCUGUGGCUUUGUGAUCCGUUAUGUUCCCACCUACGCCCACCCCACUGAGGAUCCUGAUCGUCCCAGGAAAUUUCAUGCAACGAAGUUGGUCUGUGGGGUGGACCAGUUCCACCAUUUCUCCAACAAAAGCACAUGAAGGAUUAGUGAACUCUUCACAACAACUGCUUUAACAUCUCAUUGAUAAAUCAAAUGUCUAUUUAGUGUUUGUAUGGAAUUAUGUAUAUGGACUACAAUACAUCACUGACUCUAAAUUAAA